AUGAUCUACUUUAAGAACGUCCUCCUUCUUUUCGCCAUGUUUGGCCUCUUUAUCCUGAACGGACUGGCUGAAUCUAUCACACUCCCUGCUGACAUUGCAAGUGUUGAUACUGCUGUCAGUGAUGCUGUUGCUAGAAUCGUUACCGCUGCAGCUCCUGUCAUUACUGCUAAUGACAACGUCAAGAACUUUGAUGACUUUGAUGAUGUUGAUGGCAUGGGCGACAUUGGCUACAUCGACAUUGACAACAUCGAUGACAUUGACAACGGAGUCUCCAAUACUAUGACUGACGUCGAAGCCGAGUUGAAUGCAAGUUUCACACAGCCAUCUAGAUUUCCAAGCUGA
Messenger RNA from Aspergillus heteromorphus CBS 117.55, 342 nucleotides. RefSeq lists its product as uncharacterized. NCBI's taxonomy places the organism in Eukaryota, Fungi, Ascomycota, Eurotiomycetes, Eurotiales, Aspergillaceae. The transcript has a single exon. Bases 1 to 342 code for a protein of 113 amino acids. The record is from RefSeq and is a predicted model, not a curated record.